Haliotis rubra (blacklip abalone) is the source of this 2804-nucleotide messenger RNA. RefSeq names its product arf-GAP with dual PH domain-containing protein 1-like. Gene Ontology annotation, molecular function: GTPase activator activity; phosphatidylinositol bisphosphate binding. Gene Ontology annotation, biological process: positive regulation of GTPase activity. Lineage: Eukaryota; Metazoa; Mollusca; Gastropoda; Lepetellida; Haliotidae. The coding region runs from base 19 to 1176 and encodes 385 amino acids. The record is from RefSeq and is a predicted model, not a curated record. Gene Ontology annotation, cellular component: intracellular membrane-bounded organelle; plasma membrane. The transcript is spliced from 9 exons.
AAUCAUAAUCUACACAAGAUGGCGGAUAAAUAUAGACAGGCGCUGGGUCAGAUUAUCCGAGAGCCGGGUAAUGGUGCUUGUGCAGAUUGUGGAACAGAACGUCCGACAUGGGCAUCUUCGACAAUUGGGAUCUUCCUGUGUCAGGACUGUGCAGGGAUGCACCGUGCUCUCAACAGUGUCAGUCGAGUCAAGUCCGUCACCCUCGACAACUGGGACUCUGACCAAGUGGAGCUGAUGCAGGGGAUCGGCAACAACAGGGCGAAGGAGAGGUAUGAACUGCACGUUCCCCCGUUCUACAGACGACCACAGAAGGAGAGUGUGGAUGUGUUGAAGAAGGAAUGGAUAUUCGCCAAAUAUCAGCGUCUGGAAUUCACUGAUGCAGACAAGCAGGAAUCUUACAAUUGUGCAAAGAAAGAAGGACUUUUAUUAAAACUUGGUCGUGAUAGAAAACUCUUCCAACAAAGGAAAUUUGUUCUUUCUAGGCCAGAAAACAAACUUCAGUAUUUUGUGAUAGAAGAAUCAAGCAAAGCACCUCGACCUAAGGCAGAGAUAGACCUGGAUGAGGUGAACGCAGUGUUUGUACCUGAGAAGAUAGGUCACCCCUAUGGCAUGCAGAUUACCUUUUACAAGAAUGGCUCCACCAGAAGCUUGUUUGUACAUUCAGAAAGCUCAAGAGACAUUGUUGACUGGUACCAUGCUAUCCGUGCAGCCAAGCUGGAACGCAGGAGGAUAGCAUUCCCAGACAGAGACCUCGACACACUGGCAGAGGACUUGACACGUGACUUCAUGUUAGAGGGAUGGCUGAACAAGAUGGGGCCACGCAAUGAACCUUUCAAGAGGCGAUGGUUCACACUUGACAAGCGCAAGCUCAUGUAUUAUGAAGACCCACUGAAUGCUUUUCCUAAAGGGGAGAUUUUCAUUGGUCAUCGUGAUGCUGGGUACCAUGUAACGACAGGGGCUUCAGAAGACAAGCCAACAGGGAGCAGUCCAUUCUGCUUCACUCUACACACGCCAGACAGGAAGUUCGUGUUGAAGGCAGAGACUAAGGAAGAGAUGGACAAAUGGGUGGACACACUCAACAAAGUGAUCGACAUGCCCCUUACUCCACAAGACAGUAAACUUGCUGCUAUUCUUGUUCCAAAGAAGUCCAACUCUAUUCGGCUGAUCAAGCGGUAGAAGCAUGAGUUUUGUUACGGUUUGUCAUCAUAUCUAAGUCAGGACGGGGAUGGAGUUCAGCCACUAACGACGUGGAGUUAUCUCCCUUGACACACCAACAUGGCCACUAUGGUAACAGAUAUCAGCAAAUGUGGGCAUGUAAACAUGUCUAUAACAGGAAACAAUGACAGUGAUGCCGGUAUUUUGAUCAAGUGUCCAGAAUUCGGAUGGUAUAUAUGAAAAGUGGAUGAUAUGAUGUGAAAACAUAACUCACUGUAUUUAUGCAUUGCUUUGUUGUGUAGAUACACCUAAUUAUUAUUUGAUAAUGCUGAAAUGUCAUGUUAAAUAUCACACAUAAUUCUGUAUAUCUGAUAAAUGAAGCUUACAGGGUUUGGGCACAUUACUGGAAUGAAGAUGGCUACAGAGUUGUAAGACUUCUUUGUAUUUCGAUGCAACAUGUAUGUUCCAGUAUUUUGUUUUGACAGUGUUAUUCUAUAAUAUCAUGAGAGGCUAUAAAAACAGGUGUUUAUCAACAGAAGUUAAUUUCAAAAUGGCCAGGCAACAAGGCUUUUUCUUUAAUUUUUCCUCAGGCAGAAAAAGUAUCAAGGCUUGAUCACCUUGAAUUGUUUACAUGACAUAUUUAAAUGAACAUAUUUCAGAAAUGGUAGAGCCCUACAGUGUAAAAAUAUAAUCUGAAAUCUGUAUAAUUGGAAGAGUUAAAUGUUGUACAGUAAGUUGACGUUUCUCCUGUAUAUAUGUGACUAUAUUCAUGUAGCGAGGACAUGCUUUUAUUUCCUUGUUUACCAUGUUUGCUAGAGACCCAUGUUAGAGAUAGAAAUAUAGAAACUGAGCCUAGACAUUGAUCAUAAUAAACUAAGGUAGGUUUACUUAAUACAAUUCAUGUAAGUACAUCAUACAAAUUACUCUGUACAAUAUACACUUGUCAAGUGGCCGCUUGUUCCUAUUUUAACGUCACUUAUUUAAUCUUGAAUCCAAGAUAACUUCAUGAUUAUUAGAGAAUGAAUUAUAUGAGAGGAACUUGUGUGAAAAAAAGUAUAAUUACCUGUAGAAAUGAUUUGAUAUCUUGUUCAUGUAUCUUUCAAAACCAAUGCAAUGUGUUGUGUUUCCAAGAUUUGCUGUUCGUAAUUCCAAAGGUGCCAUAAUUAUUAUCACGACUAUAUCCUUUCCAGUGCUUGUGACACUAUGUCUGUACAUCAGUUUGUAUAGUACCCUAGGGCCUGGCUUGAAUGUGGAGCAGGAAUACAACAGCCAGGGACAGCUCAGAUGUGGUUCCAUUUGCAGAAGAAUUCACCAGUGAAAAAUAGUGGGUUAAGUAGGGACAGGUUUCCAUCAGAGUUAGUGGGAAGAGUAGUGCAAGGUACCCCAACUUGAUAGGAAUACCUCAUUCAAUGUUUAAACAUAGGUCCUUAUAUAAAACACAAACUUCUUGGAUAUCACAGGAGAGAUUAUAUGAGUAAAGGGUAAAAUAUACCAAACUGUCUCCCUUUUGUCAAACAAUGGGAUCCAUCUUCAACACAUGAUGGUGCCUAAAUGACAACCACAAUUAGGAAAUUCAGGUGCGUUAUAACAUUUAGUGGUAAUUGUAAAUUUUAGCAUUCGGAAUGGUAUGUCACAUCGGCUUGGAUAAC